Camelina sativa (false flax) is the source of this 1351-nucleotide messenger RNA. NCBI's taxonomy places the organism in Eukaryota, Viridiplantae, Streptophyta, Magnoliopsida, Brassicales, Brassicaceae. The record is from RefSeq and is a predicted model, not a curated record.
GUUUUUUUUUUUGUUUUUUGGUUCCAAAAAUGGUUAUAUAGCUAAAGCGUCGUUUGGAGAGCAAGAAUGGUACUUCUUCAGUCCUCGAGAUCGGAAGUAUCCAAACGGAGCAAGACCGAACAGAGCCGCCACCUCAGGAUACUGGAAAGCAACCGGUACAGAUAAACCGGUUCUUGCUUCCGACGGUAACCAAAAAGUCGGUGUGAAGAAGGCACUCGUCUUCUACAGUGGUAAACCACCAAAAGGCGUUAAAAGUGAUUGGAUCAUGCAUGAGUAUCGUCUCAUCGAAAACAAACUCAACAAUCGACCUCCUGUUUGUGACUUCGGCAACAAGAAAAACUCACUCAGACUUGAUGAUUGGGUGUUAUGUAGAAUCUACAAGAAGAACAACGCAGGUCGACAUGUGGAUAACGAUAAGGAUCACGAUAUGAUUGAUUACAUUUUCAGGAAGAUUCCUCCGUCCUUGUCUGCUGCUACUGGACUCCACCACCAUCACCAUAAUGUCUCAAGAUCGAUGAAUUUCUUCCCUGGGAAGUUCUCUGGUGGUGGUUACGGUAUUUACUCCGACGGUAAUACGAGUUUAUACGACGGCGGUGGCAUGAUCAACAACAACAUGGAUACCGAAUCAGUGGAUCAUCGUGACAAUAAUAACGUUGACGUCGUUGGUUUGAACCAUGCUUCGUCGUCAGUCCCGAUGAUGAUGAUGGCGAAUCAGAAACGAGCUUUUCCUGUGCCGUAUUGGCCUGUAGCGGAGGAGGAGCAGGACGCAUCUCCUAGCAAGCGGUUUCACGGUGGAGGAGGAGACUGUUCGAACAUGUCUUCUUCGAUGAUGGAAGAGACUCCACCAAUGAUGCAACAACAAGGUGGUGGUGUGUUAGGAGAUGGGUUAUUCAGAACGACGCCGUACCAGUUACCUGGUCUAAACUGGUACCCUUCUUAAAUCAAAAUAUGUGCUUUUAGCCACCGGUGUGAAGAAUUUUUUUCCGAUUGGUGGGGGUUAUUUAAAUUUUAUAUAAAUUUGAGAUUUGUGUAUAUGUUUUGGGGUUAAUUUAAAAUUGGUCAUAGGGGUUAGAGGUAAAAAGGAGAUUAUUUAGAGAGGCGGAGAAGUGAUGAGGCAACAUAUACAAGAAACAUAGGAUAUUUUCUUCUUGAAAAAACGAUUACUGUUUCUUGAUUUUUAUUAUUAAAUGUAUAAAUUAUAUACUUAGAUGUUUAUAUAUAUAUAUAUAGAUUGUAUAGAUGCAUAUAGUUCUCUCAGUGAUAUUUUGAGAUUGUAUUUUCUUGUAAAGGAGAUGAUUUAAGAAAGAAACAAAAAAAAAAUAGUUGUGUAAACUGUGUGUUUUUCUUUGCA